Xenopus laevis (African clawed frog) is the source of this 1852-nucleotide messenger RNA. It is a transcript of the gene dorip1.L, whose product is annotated as chromosome 14 open reading frame 28 L homeolog. The coding region runs from base 412 to 1623 and encodes 403 amino acids. The record is from RefSeq and is a predicted model, not a curated record. Lineage: Eukaryota; Metazoa; Chordata; Amphibia; Anura; Pipidae. The transcript is spliced from 5 exons.
GCCAAUGAACUUUUAGCACAGUUGCUGUAAUAGGUCGAGUUUUAUGUAUUUUACAUUUAACAAAAUUAAACAACACAAGAAUGGAAUCAGAGAGCAAAUAACAGAAAGGCCGGGGAUAGGAAAUCUUUGUUAAAAGGGGGUAAACUACAGGCUAACGCAGCAAGAAGCGACUUUGUACCGAACUAUUCCGUGUGUAGUAGAACAAACCCGCGUGCGACUACAGAGAGGCCUAUAGGUGCCGCCUGCCUAGAACUUAGCGCUCACGAGUGCAGCCGCCUUGUUGCACCUCAGCAACAGCCAAGUAACCCACUUUCUUAAUAAACACACGUACAACUACAAUCCCCACAUCGCUAGGGUCUAGAGAGGAUUUUCAAAAGUGCUUUAUUGAAACUGCAGCCGUCGAAGAGCUGUAUGAAAAUAUCCAACACAACUUACCCGCCAGUAACUCCCAUAAGACCCCUAAAGGGAGCCUUUCCUAUAAACGCCGACAGGAAAACUUUCACGGCUUCUAAUUUUGCCACCGCAAAGACGAAAGGAAAACGAAUAACACGAGUCUAUCCCGCUUGCGUCCGCACCGCCCUGUCGAAGUCCAGUACGCAUGGGGCAACGCGAUGGCGUCACCACACGCAUGCGCGUCCCUGCGCCUAUUUCCUCGAAGUGGAACGCACGCAAGCGCCCUCUAGACGUCUGAUGAAGACAUUGUUUGAUGAGAUUAAAGCUUCAAUUAGGAGCAGUAGCAAUUACGACCGCUCAUUUUGGAGGCCUGUGCUGCCCUGGGGUGGCAUCUUCACUAUUAAAGCUGGGCGAAAAGCAGUCUCUUCUACACCACUGUAUGUUGAGAUAACACUGAAAAAUACAUGCACAAUUGAUGGCUUUUUAAUGUUGUUGUAUGUCAUCUUACGUGAAAACGACACCUUUCCCAGAGAGCUCUCCCAUUACCUAGGCCGGGAUUUUGUAGAAUGCUUUCUCCAUCUAAUGGAUACUUAUAGUUUCACAACAGUCAAGCUGCUAUGGAUAUGGGACAAGAUGGAUAAAUACCAGUACAAGUCUGGGAUUCACAAAGCAACCUUAGAGAUAGACUUGUUUGGGAAUGAGCAUGAGAACUUUACUCGUAAUCUGGAGAAUCUUAUGUCCACUAUACAAGAGAGUUACUGCUCGAAUACAGACUGCCUUACUCGUGUGCAGGAGAGCCAGAUGCAUACAAUACUUAUCAAUCCACCACAUGAUAUUCCAAAUGGGGAUCUCAUUCAGAUAGCAUUGGAUGAACUUUUCUGCUCCAGGACAGAACCAUGCGAGGAGUAUGGGUGUGGCUGUUCAAGGGAGUUUUUGCCUCGAAUGUUCUGCCAUGGACCACCACCUUUUGUUAUAUUAAAUAUGGAACAGUGGAAAUCAGAAGAGCUUGCAUAUGUGCCCUACUGCUUAGAAUUAUCUGAUAAUAAAUAUCUAUUGGAAGGAGCCACAUUGUUUAAUAAGGAGGAGCAUCAUUAUUCUGCAGCCUUCCAGAUUGAUGGGUAUUGGAUGCACUACGACGGCCUUCGAAAUAUCAACUUAAUUUUGUUGAAUAAACCUCCAGAGCUGCUUCUCUUGUCAUCAUUAGUUUAUGUAAGAGCUGCAGAGAAAUAAACUGAAGCAGGAUCACACACACGCUGUGGCUGGUAUAUUGAGGCUACAACGUAGGUGUUCACUUGGCAUCCAAGAGGACUGUUCGGACUACAGUAGUUCAAUUAUGUAUUACCAAAAAAAAAAGUUUUCUUGGCAAGAAAAAAGAAUUUGGCUUGGGGAACAAACUAUGCAGAAGUUUAUAUGUCUUUAUACUUAUUUUUCUACAGAAACUAUUAAAAUGUCAAUCAAA